Molecule: messenger RNA, 2550 nt
Organism: Humulus lupulus (European hop)
Lineage: Eukaryota; Viridiplantae; Streptophyta; Magnoliopsida; Rosales; Cannabaceae
Exons: 4
Coding region: 1-2550 (849 amino acids)
Source: RefSeq, a predicted model, not a curated record
AUGAAUAAAAAAGAAAAGCAAAAGGCUAUUUUAGAUGUUUGUAAGGAGAAUAAGGUUGGGUUUGGAGCUUUUUUUGAAACAAAGGUGAAACAUGAGAAGAUUCACGAAGUUUUUGGGAAUAAUUGUCACAAUUGGGACUACUUUUCUAGUUCCAUUAUUUCUGGAAGGAUAUUGAUUAUAUGGCAAGCUAAAUUUGUGCAGGUUGAUAUCUUAUUUGAGGACCCCCAACUUGUCCAUUGUAGAGUCAAAGUCAAUGGGCAAAAGGAUAUGUUCCUUGCUACGGUAGUGUAUGGAAGCAACUCUAUGGUAGAUAGGAAAUCUCUUUGGGACAAUCUUGCUAACAUUGGGCAUCCGAACUGUCCUUGGAUCAUUUUCGGGGACUUCAAUGCUAUGUUUAGCUUUCAGGAUAGGAAUGGAGGGCGUCAGAUUUUAGCUAAAGACAUUGUUGAUGCUCAAGAUUGGCUGGCUUUAGGCCAAGUGGAAGAAUUUCAUUGCUCUAGUGCGCACUAUACGUGGUCCAAUAAGCAAGAUUUGGGAGACCGGAUCUUUUCUAAACUUGAUAGGGUGUUUACUAAUGAUGCUUGGCUGGAAUUAUUUCCUAAGACAGAAGCUUGUUUUAAAUGGGAUUUUGUCUCUGAUCACAGUUUCUGUAUUAUCAAAAACCAGGAGGUUAACAAACUAGUUAAGAAAUUGUUGAGAGUGAAGCAUGUACUGAAGCGUUUUAACAGGGAGGAGGUAGGUAAUGUUGUGUUGGAUUAUAAGCUUGCCAAGGAGGAGCUUAGUUUGGUUCAGGAGGCCUUAGCAACAAAUCCUUCUGACCACUCUAUGCAGUCAGCCGUUAGUCAAGCUCAGCAGUGUUUCUUUAUCAAGCAGAAGCGAUAUUCCUGUUUCCUUAAGCAACAGAGUAAGGUUAAAUGGGUGGUCUUUAGUGAUGAGAAUUCAAAGUACUUUCAUGUUGUUAUGAGGAAAAGAAGGCUUGAAAACAGAAUCACUUCCUUUGUUUCUGGUGACAAAACUGAAGAUGACUAUGGGCAAGUUGUCAAUCAUUUCUUGUCCCAUUUUGAGCAAUUUAUGGGGAGGAGGAGUUCGGCUACCAUGGAGCUGGAUCUAGAGUGUAUGAACCAGGGUAAUAAUCUUUCAGUGGAGCAACAAGUGAGAUUAUUAAGACCUUUUAGUAAGAGAGAUGUUAAAAAGGCUAUGUUUAGCAUUCAUUCCUCUAAAAGUCCUGGAUUGGAUGGUUUUGGUUCAGGUUUUUUCAAGGGUCUUUGGGGUAUCAUUGGAGAUGAAAUAUCUCAUGCUGUCUUAGGCUUUUUCCAGGAUGGUUUCUUGCCUAAGUCCUUGAAUGAAACGGUGAUCUCUCUCAUCCCUAAGGUAGCUGACCCUAAAUCUGCAAGUGAUUACAGGCCAAUUGCAUGUUGUAAUACCCUUUAUAAGUGUAUUUCGAAGUUACUGUGUACUAGGAUUUCGGAGGUGCUUCCUUUCUUAGUUCAUAGCAACCAAGGGGCCUUUAUAAAGAAUAGGAACCUUGCUCAUAAUAUCAUGAUUUUCCAGGACCUCUUAAAAGGGUAUACAAGGAAGAAUAUUUCAGCUCGGUGCAUUAUGAAGAUUGAUCUCAGCAAGGCCUAUGAUACUGUUGAUUGGCUCUUUGUGGAGAAGUUGCUUAAGAGUCUCUGUUUCCCUUCUAAAUUCAUUAAUUGGAUCAUGAUUUGUCUUAAAGGUCUCUCAGCGAAUAAAUCUAAAUCUAAUAUCUUCUUUGGUGGUGUUAAAGAUGAAGCAAAACUCAAGAUUCUUGAUCUUAUGCAAAUGGAUGAAGGUACUUUCCCUCUGAAGUACUUAGGUGUUCAUCUUAGGCCUACUAAAUGGAAGGCUGCUGAUUGUGGGGUGAUUUUGGACAAAUUGCAUAAGAAUCUUAACUGCUGGGCGAGUAGGAACCUUUCCUUUGCAGGGCGGGCUCAACUUAUUCAUUUAGUGCUGCUUGGUAUUCGGAACUUUUGGAUGAGCAUCUUCAUUCUGCCUUCCAAAGUUACAGCUGCUAUUGAUAAAUGUUGUCGCGAUUUCCUGUGGGGUUCUAGAGGAAAUAGGAGUGAGUUUCAUCUCCCGUCUUGGGAGAAGGUGUGCCUUCCGAAAAAUUUGGGUGGAAUUGGCUUUCGUGAAGGUAAGAAGUGGAAUGUAGCUGUGAUGGCUAAGUAUAUUUGGGCCUCUUCUAGUAAGCAAGAUUGUCUUUGGGUUAAAUGGAUUAAUUCCAUUUAUCUUAAAAAUCAUACUAUAUGGAGUAUUCCUUUUAAGCAAGAUAUGAGUUGGUACUUUAAGAAGCUUAUCAAAGUUAGGCAGUCUACUGACUAUCAUUCAUUGCAGCUUGCUGAAAAGGGAGGGAAGUUUAGAGUUAAGAAGUUUUAUUUGUCUAUGAUUUCUGCUCAAAGAGUUAUAUAUGCAGAGACGAGGGCUGGUAGCUGCUUCUCUUUGAGUUCAGCGGCUGUUUCUUUAGCUGCUGUUCUCUUUGUUUUAGCAGCUUUUGUUUUGUUCAGUUGUGUAUCUGUUGGUUUUGAAUAA